UUUACAGUGUCCUGUCAGCAGUUGCUCUUUGGGUUAACCUGUGGUUAUGGAGCUGCGCUUUUCUGAUGACCAAUUUCAGGGGGCCUGGAGUGAAUUGGACGAACCGGUGUUACCGGAACCAUGGCAGUUAUUCACUGAAACGAUGGGGAUAAAGAUUUACCGGCUAUACGAUGAGCAAUCUGGACUGUACGAGUAUAAAAUCUAUGGUGCUUUGGAGGACUGUUCUCCUGAGCUUUGCGCUGAUGUCUACAUGGAUUUAAAUUAUAGGAAACAGUGGGACCAGUACGUAAAAGCAUUACAGGAAGACACAAGUGGAGAGGAUAAGGUUAUCUACUGGGAAGUGAAAUAUCCAUUCCCUUUGUCCAACCGGGAUUAUGUGUAUGUCCGUGAAAGACGCAAUUUAGACAUUGAUGGAAGGAAGAUCUAUGUGAUAUUGGCGAAGAGCGUAACCGUUCCGCACUGCCCAGAGAAGUCUGGAAUCAUCCGCGUCAACAGUUACAAACAAAGCUUAGCCAUAGAGAGUAAUGGCAAAAAUGGGUGCAAAGUUUUCAUGUGCUACUUUGAUAAUCCUGGAGGAAUGAUUCCAUCGUGGCUCAUAAACUGGGCAGCCAAGAGUGGAGUACCAUCCUUUUUAACAGACAUGCAGAAGGCCUGCAACGGAUACGAAGCAUCCAGAAGGAAGGCAUCAAGUUGACAGAAGAGUAAAGACUUAUCUUCAUUAUAAAUGGUUUAAAUUUGAUCUGACUGCCAUUUUUAUGCAUGACCAGUGUUCUCCACAGAACAUUUUGCUAGCCGGGUGCCAUUAUGAAGUAGCCGGGUGGGGACAGUGUAAUAAUUUCUAAUAUUAUAUCAUGUACUGCUAUCAAAAGCACAAAUGAAUUGCAUAUUUUAACAUAAAUGUGUUUAGUGAUAGUUUGUGCAAUAAAAAUUUUACUUUUUUAAUAUAAGCUGAUGAUAGCUUAAAGGGACAGUAAACCUACAAAAUAAUCUUAUAUAAUUCUGCACAUAGUGUAGAAUUAUAUAACAUUAGGUUUGCACUAACUUUACAAAUCAAAGGAUUCCAGAUAUUUUACCAGACCAGAGCGGAAGCGAGCUACAUUCUGUUUAAUGGCGCGAUGUGACUAGACAGUGUGCCCGCAAAGCGCUUACGGAAAAAAAAGAUCUGCUCAAUAGAGCCAGGAGCGGAGUUCAGGAAAAUUGAAUUUACACCUGCUAAAAAUGUCCUGGGGAGAACACUACAUGACUAAAAGGAACAUAAUGAUCAAAUAAUUAAUUAAAUGCUUCAUAAUAGUAGAGCAGGUUUUUUUUCUGACUAAUCUCUCCUUGCACCAUGUAUGUAACCACUGCUAAAGUUUAAAACAAAUGCUGAAAAUUUGUGCGCUUAGUCUGUUGCCACCGCAAAGAAGGCAUAAGCUCAGAUGAACUUCUGAGGGUUAUUACUAUGGCAUGCUAGUGGCAGGCUAGCUAAAGUAUUAUGUAUUUCUACUGAGGCUUUACCCUUAGAGCAUGGAGUUUUUAGCCAAAAAAUAACCUGCUCUGGCAAAGUUUCUGACUAUUAAUUUCUUUUAAUGGGGCAUUACAGUGCAUGGGUUUUUUAAUGUAAUAAAAUGUAUGCAUUUAAAUAAAUGCAAUGUAAAUUUGAAAAUAUAUAAAUGAUCUUUAAGAAA
Molecule: messenger RNA, 1667 nt
Organism: Bombina bombina (fire-bellied toad)
Lineage: Eukaryota; Metazoa; Chordata; Amphibia; Anura; Bombinatoridae
Gene: PCTP
Product: phosphatidylcholine transfer protein
Exons: 6
Coding region: 47-694 (215 amino acids)
Molecular function (GO): phosphatidylcholine intramembrane carrier activity; phosphatidylcholine binding
Source: RefSeq, a predicted model, not a curated record